Molecule: messenger RNA, 2575 nt
Organism: Equus caballus (horse)
Lineage: Eukaryota; Metazoa; Chordata; Mammalia; Perissodactyla; Equidae
Source: RefSeq, a predicted model, not a curated record
AGCAUUGUAGACAGAAAGUACAGCAAGUACAAAGUCCAAAAAUAGGAAAAGGCUUAGUAGGCCCUGUACAAGAGGGCUGGUAGCAGUGAAGUUAAUGAAAGAGAAUGGCAUAAGGGGGUUGGUGGGAGGAGGCAGGAGUCAGACUAUAGGGUCUUGUAGGCCAUAGUAAGGAGUUGGAUUUUACCCUAAAAAUAACAAGCCGCUAAAGGGAUUUCACCUGAGAGGAAGGGUGUCACGAUCUGAUUUACAUUUUUAAAUUAAAAAACUGCCUAGUGUGUAGUGAAUGGAUUGUGGAGAGGGAAGGGUGGAAGCAGGAAAACAAAUUGGGAGGUAAUAGUAGAAAAGUCUAGAGAAAACUUGGAUUGAGGUGGUAGCAAGAGACAUGACGUAAUUAAAUGAAUUCAAGAUUAAUAUUGGUAGUAAAUCACAGAACUUGCUGAAGGAUUGAAUUUAGAGGGUGAGAGAGAGGAAGAAAGCAAGGAGAGCUCCCAGCUUUUUGACUUGAGCACCUAUAGACGGCUGUCACCACCAGUCAAUCUCCAAAGGCAUUAUCUUCUAGGUACUUCUCCCUUCCCUUCCUCCUCCACAUCCAGUCAGUCACUGUAGUAGUCAGGAUUAUCCGGAGAAAAAGAACCAACAGGAUGUGUAUAGAGAGAAAGAGACUUAUUUUAAGGAUUUGGUUUGCAGGAUUGUGGGAUCUGGCAAGUCCAAAAGCUGCAGGGCAGGCCAGCAGGCUGGAGACCCAGGGAAGAGCUGAUGCUGCAGAGUCCAAAGGCAGUCUGGAGCGCAGCCCAGUGGCCCAAAGGGCAGAGUGCAGCUUAGCCCAUCGUAAGCCCUACAUUAUGGUCAGUUUACCUGCUCCGUUUAUCUGGAUUGGGCCACUCUCAGACGCGGACACGUUCUCCGUGGAAGACCCGGUGCGGAAGGUGGGGGGCGGCGGCACCGCCGGCGGGGAUCGCUGGGAAGGCGAGGACGAGGACGAGGACGUCAAGGAUAACUGGGAUGAUGAUGAUGACGAAAAAAAAGAGGAAGCAGAAGUAAAACCAGAAGUAAAAAUUUCAGAAAAGAAAAAAAUAGCAGAGAAGAUAAAAGAGAAAGAACGACAACAGAAGAAAAGGCAAGAAGAAAUUAAAAAGAGGUUAGAAGAACCUGAAGAACCUAAAGUGUUAACACCAGAAGAACAAUUAGCAGAUAAACUCCGGCUAAAGAAAUUACAGGAAGAGUCAGACCUCGAAUUAGCAAAAGAAACUUUUGGUGUUAAUAAUACAGUUUAUGGAAUAGAUGCUAUGAACCCAUCUUCAAGAGAUGACUUCACAGAGUUUGGAAAGUUGUUAAAAGAUAAAAUUACACAAUAUGAAAAGUCACUAUAUUAUGCCAGUUUUUUGGAAGCCUUAGUUCGAGAUGUGUGUAUUUCAUUGGAAAUUGAUGACUUGAAAAAGAUUACCAAUUCAUUGACUGUGCUUUGCAGUGAAAAACAGAAGCAAGAAAAGCAAAGCAAAGCCAAAAAGAAGAAGAAAGGUGUGGUUCCUGGAGGGGGAUUAAAGGCCACCAUGAAAGAUGAUCUGGCAGAUUAUGGUGGUUAUGAUGGAGGAUAUGUACAAGACUAUGAAGACUUCAUGUGACAUUUUAUCUUCUCCUGGUGUCUUCUUUCUGUUGCCCACAAUCCCUUCAACAUGUAGCACAACUUCCUUUCCUUUCAGUUCUGCCAAAUGCUACAAUCAGAAGUGCAGUAUCUUUUGUGCUGGUAAUUUAACCCCUUGACAACUUAGGUGCUAAUGUGCAAAAGAGGGAACUUGGAUCUUGCUGCCAAGGGGUGAAAAUUGGGAACCUCAGUUGCUACUAAAUCAUAGUUUAAAAAAACAAACCUAAUAAUGUUGUCAUUGUUGCUAUCUGAUUCCAUAGCAGCAGUCACUAAAUUGGAAACAAAGGUUGCAGCACGACAAAAAAUUGUGUAGUAUUUACCAGCACCCUUCAGUAAUACAGCCUUAACCAUACCUCCUUGAACUACUUCAUAACUUGUCAAGAAAAGCAGUUUGCAGCAAGGGCAUGUGGUAUGCACCUAGUAUUAUAAUUGCUUUGUCUUAAAAUUGAGCGUGAGGAUAUUAAAAAUACAUUGUGAAGAAGACUGCUUAUCUCAGAGUGAAGAUACAGCGGCUGAAAAGCACUAGUUUGAUACUUAAAAAUUAAAUGACCAAAACCCUCCAACUUUGAAGCUGAAGAACGUAAACCUCUCCAAUAUUGCAUUACAAGUUGUGGAAUCUCUUGAAUGCAUAGACUGUCCAGUUUAUAUUUAUCAGACUCUUCUACUGAUGGAGUGCUUCACAUGGGGGAGGGAAACUCUUUACCUGUUUUAUUUGCCUGAUUUAAGUGUCUGAGAAACAAAUAUCCUUUGUUUUCCUAGGCUGCGAUGGAAUAACUUUAACAGGGUUUUGGCAUUUCCUUUCCUUUAUAAAACAUGCUCAGCAAACUGCACCAGUUAACUACAGUUUGGUAAAUUGUUAUGUUAACAAUUAUGACAUCUGCAAUGUUUUAUAAAGCAACUAAUUUAAUAAAAUCACUAUUGUGAGGACUUAAA